This is a messenger RNA of Musa acuminata subsp. malaccensis (wild Malaysian banana), 2811 nucleotides long. The record is from RefSeq and is a predicted model, not a curated record. NCBI's taxonomy places the organism in Eukaryota, Viridiplantae, Streptophyta, Magnoliopsida, Zingiberales, Musaceae.
GCUUUGUUCUUAUCAGUUUCGGUGGUUUCGAUUUCACCAGUUGUAGAUUUCAUAGGAGCUAUUUGGAAUUCGCGAGGAUUUCGUAGCAUUUCAAUGCCUUUAUUGUCGAUUCGAUGGGACCAAAACCUAGGAUGAAAAAAGAUAAACCAGAAUGAAAAUAUUGUGGAUUUAAGUUGUUUCUUUUGAUUUUUCGUACAUUUCUGACCUCAUUUUGCACGUGGACAUGUUUUUUCCUCAAAACCCUAGAAUCUUCAUGUUUCCCCUUCUUUUCCUCACGAUUCGUGUGCAGGUGAAUGUUGGUCCAUGUUGUCGCCUAUCUCCUUUUAAUUUCACUUCUUUUGUGGAGCGAAAGUGGCUUUUUAAGAAAUGCAUCCUGGCAGAAGACAAACAGCCAAAUUUAUUGAAUUAUGGUGUUUUUAACAAAAAAAUUGCUAUAGCGCACAUGAUCCUCCAUAGCUCAGUGCGACUUCUUUGCUUAUCCCAUGUCUUCGCCUAAUUCUUGUUUUGGGACAAUCACCCUCGUUAUGGUGUUUGUGACCAGAGUAUUGUGGCGUGAUCUGCUGUACCUUCCAAUGAAUUUGGAGUAGGAGCUAAUUUUGUGAUCCAUUGUUUGGUUCUCGUCUCUUCGGAUUUUCCUCUGACCAUUCUAAAUGAAUUUUUCACUAGAAUGUUUCAUUCUCGGUUUUUUUUUUAUUUCUUUUGGUUUAGUUUUGCUUAAUGUGUAAAUUUUGCUAACUAGUCCGGGAGUCUUUUUGUGGCAGAUUUGUGGUUAUGGGGCUGUUGCUACAAAAUAGGUCGAUUCUGAUGAAUUCAUCAAUGCCGAGGCAGUAAAAUGGAUAUAUGUGAUUUUAAGCUCCUGGAAGCUACGGCAAGGCAGAAUACAGUUCGGACAGAAGAGAAUUACAGGCGGUUGUUGCUUCCUUCCGAGAGGAACAAUGCUGUCUCUGCCACUCGCAGGCCCCGGAGUGUUGCUUCUCGGUACAAGUCUGGGAUGUCAUCUACUCCAGUUUCAACCCCAAGUUCACCAAGACGAUAUCCCUCGCCAAAUGCUGGACACACAUCCCUUGCAACUGGAUUGUCACUACCUAAGAGAUCCCAAUCUGCUGAGAGGCGAAGACCAACUACCCCUUCAUCGAGAUUUUCUGCAUCCCCAUCCCCAUCGAGGCCUUCUACACCUGCUUCCCCGUCUUCCAGAUCAACAACUCCAGUACGUGAUAGGGGGACAGAAAUGUGUAGUACCCCACAACGCUUAUUCAGCAACAGGGCUCCCAAUGGCUUGUGGCCUUCGAUCCGGAGCCCGUCUUCUUCAUUCCAGUCAGAAUCUGUUGUAAUUCCUGUUAGUAAAAGAGAAAAGUUGGUUGUGAAUUCCUUAGAGAGAGCAAAUAAGUCUCCGGGCAAUGUGGCGCCUGAGCGUAAGAGGACUCCUCUCAGAGGAAGGAAUUCAUCUGAUCAAUCCGAGAAUUCUAAACCACUAGAAACCUCGAAUGCAAAGGUCAUGGAUCAACAUCGCUGGCCUGGCAUGCUGGGUGGGAGGUUGUCCACAAAUGCAUUGUCAAGAAGUGUGGAUCUCUCUGAUAAGCUUGGUAGAUCUAUUUUGACAGUUGCAUCACAAGGGGACUCUCCAAAGAGAACAAAUCCCUCACCUAACAGUGCAACCAGAGUUACCCAGCUAUCACUUAGUGAGAUGGCUGAACGGUUAUCUAAUGUUGGAGAUGGAAUAUUGGAGAGGGAUACAAAAUCGGUUGUCAAUCUUUCCUCACCAACUUCUGUGAGACACUCAUCUGUUGUAACACGGUCAAGUAAGACUCAGUCAUUACUUAUUCCAGGUUCCCGUCGCCCUUCAUCACCAAGUAAGGUUUUGUCAACACCAUCAUCUACUGCAAGGGGUAUGUUGAGUCCUGUGAGAUCAAGACCAUCUACUCCGAUCUUGCUGUCAAGCAAUCUUCCUAGUAGAGUGGGUGGGACACCAUCUGUCCUUAACUACAGUGUUGAUUUGCGAAAAGGAAAGAAGAAUUCCAAUCAUGUAGAAGAGGCUCAUCAGCUGAGACUGCUUUAUAAUGCAAAUUUACAGUGGCGCUUUGUCAAUGCCCAAGCAGUUAAGACACUAUCAAAUCAGAAAAUGAGUGCAGAGAAUCUUGUUUACGGUGUGUGGAAUAAUAUUUCGAAGUUUCUUGAUCCUGUCAUCAUGAAUAGGAUUGAUCUGCAGCACUUAGAGCUAGAGAUGAAGCUGGGCAUGAUUUUGAAAGAACAGAUGGCUUACCUUGAACAUUGGGUGGCAUUAGAAAGUGAACAUUAUAGCUCUUUGUCUGGGUUAGUGGAAGCUCUAAAUGCAAGUACCAUACGACUUCCUAUUAAAGAAGGGGCAAAGGUGGAUGUACUUGCCGUGAAAAAUGCUAUUGGUUCAGCAGUUGAUAUUAUGCAAGCGAUGAGCUCUUCCAUUUGUCAUUUACUCUCUAAGGUUGAGGGUACAAAGUCUUUGGUCUCUGAGCUUUCAUGUAUUGCAGCAAAUGAAAAAUACAUGCUUGAUGAGUGCAGAGAAUUAUUAGAUGUAGCAGCAUCAAUGCAGGUAAAGGAGUCCAGCCUUAGAACACACAUCAUUCAAAUUGGACAAGAUGCUCGUGAGCUAGUUUAGCCAAGCGACAAUUCAGUAGCCAUUGGACGAUAAGAGCUCAUGGAGGCAUAACAACUUCGGACUGGAAGAGAGAACACUCGUUUAGCUUGGUUAGUCUUUUUGGGAGAUUCACACUUACACCAUUUUCUUUUUCCUUUCCUUUAUUAUUAUUAUUAUUGUUAUUAUUAUUAUUAUUAUUA